Messenger RNA from Penicillium hordei, 1497 nucleotides. RefSeq names its product Amino acid transporter transmembrane. Gene Ontology annotation, molecular function: amino acid transmembrane transporter activity. The coding region runs from base 1 to 1497 and encodes 498 amino acids. The transcript has a single exon. Gene Ontology annotation, cellular component: vacuolar membrane. The record is from RefSeq and is a predicted model, not a curated record. NCBI's taxonomy places the organism in Eukaryota, Fungi, Ascomycota, Eurotiomycetes, Eurotiales, Aspergillaceae. Gene Ontology annotation, biological process: amino acid transmembrane transport.
AUGAAUCAAUCCAAGAAAGACCAAAUUCAUGAGAACGGACAUGAUAUCGACAAUGGGGCUUUCCACGAUUUGGCCCCCGGCGAGAACUCGAAAGCUCCCUUCCAGGCACCGCAAGACUUGUUCAACAGCGAAGAGGGUGAAGUCGACUUCCGGGGUGUCUCAUGGCAAGGAGCUGCUAUCCUAAUCGCCAAAUUUCAAAUCGGCCUAGGUGCCCUCAGUCUUCCAUCGACUUUUCACGUCUUGGGGUUCUUCCCUGGAGUACUGUGCUUCGUCAUUCUGGCUGUUAUCACAACUGUGGCGGGUUACGUUAAUGGAAAUGCCAGGCAAUAUUAUCCCCAUAUGCACAGCAUCGGUGAUGCUGCUGAGUUGCUUUUGGGAAAAGGAGCACGAGAAUUUAUCGGGGCUAUCUACUAUCUAUAUCUCGCUCUCGUCGCGGGAGCAGGUAUGCUCACCACGUCUGUGGCACUUAACGCACUCUCUGAUCACGGUGCUUGCACCAUGGCCUUUCUCGCCGUCGCAUGUGGAUCUGCCUUUAUUUUUGGAACUAGUUUCCGUUCUCUGGAAAAGGUAGCCUGGCUCAGUUGGAUCGGUGUGGCCAGCAUCGUCUUCGCUAUUUGGAUAACCGCAAUCGCCUGUCUCACCAGAGAUAGGCCUGCGGGAGCACCAUCCGGGCCGAUCAAUCUAGACAUCCGUGUGUUGCCCAAGGCAAACUUUACCGAGGCUAUGUCAGCGAUAUCCACCCAGCUCUUUGCUUUGGGUGCGUCAGGGACCUUUUUCUCCGUUGCGGCUGAGAUGAAGGAACCCCAAAAGUUCACGCGCUCUCUCCUUUGUGGCCAGUCUUUCAUCGUUAUAACCAACAUCGCCAUUUCGUCCAUAAUGUACGGCAAGAUCGGCCAAUACCUUGUAAGCCCCGCUCUGGGUUCAGCUGGGGUUUUGAUCAAAAAGCUAUCUUACGGCAUUGCGUUUCCCGGAUUAUUGGUGACGGCCAUUCUAUGGAGCCACAUUGCGGCCAAAUAUUGGUUCGUCAGAAUUCUCCGUGGUACACGGCAUCUUCAGUCUAACACAGUCACCCACUGGACCGUUUGGGUUGGGUCAAUGACCGUGACUGUUGUUUUUGGAUUCAUUAUUGUCGGUGUCGUGCCUUUCUUCGACGAUUUUCUAAGUUUGGUCGGCGCACUAUUUAAUCCUGUUUUUACUAAUGUCCUCCCUGGUCUCAUGGUACUCUUUUAUUUGGGAGAACAACCUAGCAUAGCAAGCGAUGGAGUCCAGAGGGUGGAAACUGCAAAAACAAUCUCGCCAAUCAUUUGGUUACCUAAUGCUUUCAAAGCAUAUCAGAAUGGAUGGAAACAAGUCUUGGCACUUGUAGGUGGAAUUUUCAUGAUAGUUUCGGGAGUUUUUAUCAUCGUCGGAGGGACUUACUCGGCUAUCUUGAGUAUACAGGUUUCAUAUAAUGAUGGAUCGGUAUCGGGAGUCUUCUCAUGUGGUGAUAACUCUUAG